GAACCGUUUCUUGCCCCUUCAAUCCGAGGAGCAGGACCGGGCAUGCCAUUCUCGAUUGCCCGAGGCGACAGGACAGGCGACGACUGAAAAUAUUUUGAUAGCGGGAGGGAAGAGCCUUCUGCUCCGUGUUCCCAUUGUCUGCAGAGCAGGCGAGCCCCAAGGUGAGUGGCGCAUGCCAACCAAGCAAAUCCAUUAAAUACCCGUAUGGGAACAAAAACCGAAUUUCGUGGGAUUUUGGUGCCCUCGCUGCGUCAUCUGCUGCCACUCUCCAUCCUGACCCCACUGCCACCACAAUUGGUGCCGGCGUUAGGCUUCCUUUGAGAGGAACGUCAGCGGACGCAUGCGCUGCGACAUGGGUUUCUGUCUUUUCUGCCGUGUUUUACCCUCGCAUGUACACUGAGGAGCCAAAAAGCGGGAGAGAGAAAGAGAGGCCAAAAAAGGACGUGAACAGAUCGGCCUGAGUCCUGUCUAAUUCCGCCAAUCGACAAUAACAGGUGGACCGACGCCUCGACGGAAGACCCAUCUAAUCCUCGUUGACAGCCCCGCGCUCGUCCGUCGGCGUCCUCUGGACUCGCAACACAGCAGCCCGGCAUUAUAAUCAACGGCGAGUCCGGCAAAAUGGCUCCCAAAAAGAAGGGAAACAAGAAGGGCGACGAUGAUUGGGAGGCCGAACUGGGCGAGCAGGCCGCGCCCACCAACGGGGCCGCCGCAGACGCCCCUGCCGCCGAUGCGCCCGCCGAGGAGGAGGAGGAGGAGGCGGGCGGCGGCGGCCUGAUGUCCCUGAUGCGCAAGAACAAGGAGAAGCGCAAGAAAAAGGGCUUGACCGAGGACUUUGUUCAGGGAGAGGACCCCGCCGCCCCCGCCGAGGCCAACGCCGAGGACGAGUUUGCCCUGCCUGAGAAGAAGGGCAAGGGCAAGGCCGCGGCCAAAGCUGCUGCCAAUGAUGAUGCGGCCGAGGAGGACACCGGAAGGGUGAAGACAAAGGCCGAGAAGGAGAGGGAAAAGAAGGAGCGUGAAAAGCAGCGUAAAAAGGAGCAGGCCGCAAAGAAGAAGACCACCGGGCCUACCAAGGAGGAGCCUGAGAAACCCGCCGCGGCAGCCAAGGAACAGGAAGCACCCGCCGCCGCCGCCGCCGCUACCGCCGCCCCUGCUGCCGGUGGCAAAAAGAAGAAGGUCCCCGCUCACCUGGCGGCGAUUCAAAGGCAGCAAGAGGAGCUGAGGAGGCAGCAGGAAGAGGACGCGAGACUCGAGGCGGAGGAGAAGGCUCGGAUCGAGGAGGAGGAGCGCAAAGCCGAGGAGGAGGCCAGGCGCAAGGAGGAGCUGAAGGCACUCAAGAAGCAGAAGGAGAAGGAGAAGCAAGAGGAGCUCAAGAAGGCAGGCAAGUUCCUCACCAAGGCUCAGAAGGAGGCGAAGGCACACAGGGAGGCGAAGCUGCAGCAGAUGAUUGCUGCCGGCGUCAAGAUCGGUGCUCUUGACGAGGACAAGACGGAGGGUAGGGAGAAGAAGAAGUCCGAGGCCAAGAAGCGCGGCGGCCGCAAGAACGACAAGUUGGACGAGGAAAAGGCACUCGCCGAGGCCGCUGAGCGUGCAAGGCUACAAGCUGAAGCUGCGGCCAAGGAAGCCGAGGAGAAGGCCAGGCUUGCCAAGGAGCAGGCGGAAAAGGAGGCGGCCGAGAGGAAGGCGGCCGGAAAGGCCGAAAGCGACGUUGACGAGGACUGGGAGGUGGCGGCGGUAGAAUCCGACGAUGACGUCAAGGAGGACUGGGACGCGGACUCUGAUGAGGAGGCGGCCAAGAAGGAGGCGAAGAAGGCUGAGGCUAAGGCGGCGGCAGAAGCAGCAGCUGCUGCUGAGGAGGCCGGGUCGGAAGCUGACUCUGAGGAAGACUCGGAAGACGAAUCGGACUCGGAGGACGAGGCCAUGACGGCCGAGGCGCAGCGCAAGAGGGAGGCAGCAGAGAGGAGGGAGAAGGCACACCAGGCAGCUCUGGCGGCGCGGUCCAAGGACAACCUGCGGUCGCCCAUCUGCUGUAUCCUGGGCCACGUCGACACGGGCAAGACCAAGCUGCUGGACAAGAUCCGGCAGACCAACGUGCAGGAGGGCGAGGCGGGCGGCAUCACGCAGCAGAUCGGCGCGACGUACUUCCCCGCCGAUGCGAUCCGCACCAAGACGGCCGUGGUCAACAAGGACGGCUCGUUUGAGCUCAAGGUGCCGGGUCUGCUGAUCAUCGACACACCGGGCCACGAGUCCUUCUCGAACCUGCGGUCGCGCGGCUCGUCGCUGUGCAACAUCGCCAUCCUGGUCGUUGACAUCAUGCACGGGCUGGAGCCGCAGACGCUCGAGUCGAUGCGCAUGCUGCGCGACCGCAAGACGCCCUUCAUCGUUGCCCUCAACAAGAUCGACCGUCUGUUCGGCUGGAAGAAGAUCGACAACAACGGCUUCCAGGACUCGCUGGCCCUGCAGCCCAAGGCGGUCCAGAACGAGUUCCGCAACCGGCUCGACCAGACCAAGCUGGCCUUUGCCGAGCAGGGCUUCAACGCCGAGCUCUUCUACGAGAACAAGUCCAUGGCCCGCAACGUCUCGCUCAUCCCGACCUCGGCCCACACGGGCGAGGGUGUCCCGGACAUGCUCAAGCUCAUCUCCCAGCUCACGCAGGAGCGCAUGGUGGGCUCGCUGAUGUAUCUGUCCGAGGUCCAGGCCACCGUGCUCGAGGUCAAGGCCAUCGAGGGCUUCGGCAUGACCAUCGACGUGAUUCUGUCCAACGGUAUCCUGCGUGAGGGCGACCGCAUCGUGCUCUGCGGUACCGAGGGUGUCAUCAAGACCAACAUCCGCGCUCUGCUAACCCCUGCCCCGCUCAGGGAACUGCGUCUCAAGUCGGCCUACGUGCACAACAAGGAGGUCAAGGCGGCACUAGGUGUCAAGAUCAGCGCCCCCGGUCUCGAAGGCGCCAUUGCCGGCUCCCGCCUGCUCGUCGUCGGGCCCGAUGACGACGAGUCGGAUCUGGAGGAGGAGGUCGAGGGCGACCUGGCCACCCUCUUCAGCCGCGUCACAAAGACGGGCCGUGGCGUCAGCGUGCAGGCCUCGACCCUGGGUUCGCUCGAGGCGCUGCUGGACUUCCUAAAAGACUGCAAGAUCCCCGUGGCCAACGUCGGUAUCGGCCCGGUCUACAAGCGCGAUGUGAUGCAGUGCGGCGUCAUGCUCGAGAAGGCGCCCGACCAUGCCGUCAUGCUGUGCUUCGACGUCAAGGUGGACAAGGAGGCGGCCGCCUACGCCGAGGCCGAGGGCAUCAAGAUCUUCACGGCCGACAUCAUCUACCACCUCUUCGACGCCUUCACCAAGCACCAGGCCGAGCAGCUCGAGAAGAAGCGGGAGGAGGCCAAGCUGCUCGCCGUCUUCCCCUGCGUGCUCAACACUGUUCAGAUGUUCCACAACACGUCGCCCAUUGUUAUUGGCAUCGACGUCGUCGAGGGCCAGCUCAAGCUCAACACGCCUAUCGCGGCCGUCAAGAACAACCCCGUCACGGGAGUCAAGGAGAUCAUUAAGCUGGGAAGAGUCACAUCGAUCGAGCGUGAUCAUAAGGCCCUCACGGUCUGCAAAAAGGGCCAGCCAUCAGUGGCGAUCAAAAUCGAGAUGGGCAGCCACCAGCCCAUGUACGGGCGUCAGCUUGAGGUGCAGGACGUGCUCUUCAGCCACAUCUCUCGCGAAAGCAUCGACUGCCUCAAGGAGUUCUACCGCAGCGAGGUCACGACGGACGAGUGGCUUUUGAUCAAGAAGCUGAAGCCAACGUUCGAUAUCCCGUAAGCGGGUUCCGUUCAUGUCGGCCACGCAGGGUGGUUGGGUGGGCUUGGGAGGAGCGCGAGACUGUGAAGCCAAGAGGGGCGCGUGUCCCCAGUAGCGUUCGUCGGGUGGGGGGAUACAUUUAGACCAAAAGGGAAAAAAAAAUUGCUGCGUUGGGGCAUUCAGAGAUGCUUUUGUUCUGCCUCGACUACUGUCGCUCCGACUUUUGUCGCCUUUGCUCGAUCCGACGGGUUCCGGUGGGAUUGGGUUGUUCAGUGCUAUUCUCGGCCCCUCCAAGCAGCGGGUACCUAGGCUAGGUUUUGAUAAACAAAAAGCGUAUCUCUUUUACUCUCGUCAGCCUGAUCACUACUCUACAUUUUAAAAGAUACCAGUCGCGUGUUGACGAGACUCGUGUAUCGCUCAGCAUAGGAAGCCUUUGCGUUUUUCUGGCAUGAUGGAGGGACUGUAUAAAGACAGAAUGUCCAAUCUAGACCAACAAGAAAGGCCAACCCAAAGCACAUUAUCAACGCACAAAGCUCGAGACAUAGGUACACACGGCACAGGAUAUUGAAAACAAACAAUUCCCAUUCUAACGUGGUGAAAUGUAAUACCAAACAUGCGGUCUAAUCUGGCCCAC
Messenger RNA from Gaeumannomyces tritici R3-111a-1, 4411 nucleotides. Its product is annotated as eukaryotic translation initiation factor 5B. NCBI's taxonomy places the organism in Eukaryota, Fungi, Ascomycota, Sordariomycetes, Magnaporthales, Magnaporthaceae. The transcript is spliced from 4 exons. Gene Ontology annotation, molecular function: GTP binding; translation initiation factor activity; GTPase activity. The coding region runs from base 619 to 3798 and encodes 1059 amino acids. The record is from RefSeq and is a predicted model, not a curated record.